CUCAGUCUGCUUGCCUGGGGUAGUAUAAUCAUUUUAAAGCAAGUCUGAAGCACCUAUGCUGGAUUUUUGUGAGAUUUUCUGCUACAACAUGAAACAUACUGAAGAUACUAUUAAAUAAAUGUUCUUUUUUACCACAGUACUUGCGUUGUAUGUUUUUUUAACAUUAAUAUUUGCAAUAAAUGAAGGAAUAUAAUAAUUCAUAAAAGUUGUGCAUGGGACUACAUAUUAUAAUAAUUAUUGAAUGCAACAAGAAAAUAUAUGAUGCAUGGAAGUUAUGAUUUUAAUCGUGAAUUUUUUUAACACUGCAAAUUAAUUUAGAGGUGAAAACCAAAGAGAUUUUGCUACAAACAGUUAAUAAAUAUUUAUUUAUUAAUAAAAAACAGAGGCAAAACCUGAAUGUUUAACUAUUGAUGUGGAAAAGAGAGAUUUGGUGAGGUUAAGAGGUAAAGUUGUUUUAUUUGAAGAAAAAAAUAAACAGAACAGUCUUGGAUUUGAUAAUCUUUCUUACAAGAGAUUAGGAUUGAUGAAAAAUUGGAUUAAACAAAAUGAUCAAAGAGAGCGACCAGCCUUACGUGUUAUGUGAAAACAUUAAUGGAUUUUAUUAACAGUGCCUUGUCAAUCUCUUAAGCUGUUUAAAAGAACAAAAUACGAACACUUAUAUAUGUAAGAAACAACAUAUUUGAUUGAUUUUGACAGUGAGUUAUAUAUGAAGAGAAUUAAUAACAUUUGAAAAAAAGGCUGAUAUUUGGGAUAUUAAUAAAGAUAAUACAGCUCUGUGAUAAAGUGAUGAUAGGGGUUCCAAUGAUGUUAAUCCACACAGUUUCCCUGAGUUGGCUGAUGGUUGCUGUGCUUGGACAUUCAGGUUACCAUGACCACCACAAUAGAGACCAGCCCAGCAACGGAACUAGCAACAAGCCUAGCAACCAGGAUGACCUUGGCAAAGGUCAUCAUAGAAAUGCCCAGAAAUCAGAACCUGAUUCCUACUCCAUCGUGUACCCAGAAGUUAUUGACCACACUGCUGGCAUUCUGGUGAAUGAUGUCAAAAGCUAUGUCGGGCGCCGUAAACGAACGCUUGGCCAAGAAAACAAACCCCUCGAGAUCAGUAUCAGUGGAAGCGGUGAAAUGUUCGACCUUGAACUUUGGGAGAAUGACAAUCUUUUUUCCCCGGGUUUCAAAAUUUACCAUCGACAGACGUUGAAACAAGCACAGACAGAAAAGGAGAUUCCCCAUGAAGACGUUUUGGGUUGCCACUUUACAGGGCAUCUGAAAGGCGAGGCAAAAAAUCCAGCCUCUAUCUCGAUCUGUAAUGGACUGAAUGGCAUCAUUCGAGCAGGCGGUGAUGACUAUUUGAUUGAGCCAGUGAAGGAAGCUACAGUUCAUGGGUCGGCAGGAUUUAUCGGACAGCCCCACAAGCUCUACAAACGCUCACUGGUCGACUCACACAACCAACGGCGGUACGAGGCACAGAAAUCAGGUCAGCAAGAAAUCAUAGUGGAAAAGAAUGGUGCUGAUGGGGAUGAUGAUGAAUAUGAUAUUGAGGAACAGAGUAAGGUCCUUAUUAAUGACCUUGGCUAUAACGACCUUGAGAAAAACUUUCACUCUGUCGAGAAGCGGUCGGUGACGUCGCUGGAGAAGAGAUCUGCGUAUAAAUACCGGUUCUUAAAGGAGAUGAAUAUGCCGAAAACCGUGGAGGUGCUCGUUGUGGUCGACAAGAACAUGUACCAUAACCAUGGCGACGCCAACAUCACAACAUAUACACUCACUCUCUUUAACAUGUUGUCGCAGCUGUUCAAGGAUGGGUCACUGGGGAACAAGAUCAAUGUGGUGCUGGUUGGGCUCAUACUACUGGAGGGAGAUGAGCGAGGGUUGAAUAUAGACUACAAUGCCGACGACACAUUGAACAGUUUCUGCCAGUGGCAGUCCGUGCUGGUGGGAGCAAAUGGACGUCAGCACGAUCAUGCAAUACUUCUGACUGGCCUUGAUCUAUGCUCAUAUAAGAACUCGCCUUGUGACACUUUGGGUUUUGCGCCAAUGGAGGGUAUGUGUAACAGGGUUCGGAGCUGUACAGUCAAUGAGGAUACUGGACUGUCAACGGCCUUCACCAUCGCACACGAAGUCGGCCAUAAUUUUGGAAUGUUCCAUGAUGGGGAAGGCAACUACUGUACUGAGUCUGCUGGGAAAAUCAUGUCACCCACCCUAAUGGGGAAAGAUGGACAGUUCCAUUGGUCCGUCUGCAGCAAGGCCUACCUCAUGAGAUUCCUCAACACGCCCCAGUCAGACUGUCUUGACGAUGAACCAAAGCAAGUUGCUGAGCUCAAGUUUCCGGACAAACUUCCUGGCGAGCUCUACAAUGCCGACAUACAGUGCAAAUGGCAGUUUGGUAGCAAGGCCCGUCUCUGUACAUACGACUUUGGAAAGGAUAUCUGUAAGGCAUUGUGGUGUUACCGCGGCAACAAGCGAUGUGAAACCAAGUUCCUUCCUGCAGCUGAGGGCACGUCUUGUGGUACGGGAAAGUGGUGUCGCAUGGGCAAGUGUGUAGACUAUGGUAACGAGGGUCCGAGGCCGAUACACGGAGAGUGGUCCACAUGGUCUGAAUGGUCAGAAUGUUCUCGCUCGUGUGGCGGGGGUGUCAUUACACGGGAAAGAGAGUGCUCCAGACCGCUACCUCAGUACGGGGGUAAGUCAUGUGACGGCGACGACAAGGUUUACAAGCUGUGUAACGUGCAAGACUGCCCAGCAGAGAGUGAAGAUUUCCAUGCAGUACAGUGUUCCACCUAUGACAAACAGCCAUUCAGAGGGUGGUACCUUCAGUGGAAACCUCAGAGACGCCACAAUGAUGUGAAUGAGCCGUGCAAGCUGUACUGUGUAGCAGACACGUCAAACUACGUGUUUACGAUCAAGCACACAGCCACUGACGGGAUGAAGUGUGCCUCGGAUGAUGAGCAGAUUUGUGUACAUGGGGAAUGCAGGCAUGUUGGUUGUGACUGGGUGAUCGGUUCUCAGCUGAAGUCUGACAUGUGUGGGGUGUGUGACGGGGAUAACUCGACGUGUCAGCUCAUACAGGGGGAGUACCUGGAACAGCCUAAACUGAACACUUACUUCCCUGUAACCAUACUUCCCAAGUCGGCCAGAUCAAUCCGCAUACGUGAGAAGUCCCUCUCGUCCAACUACCUGGCUAUGCGGAACAUCUUUGGGAAGUAUUUCCUGAACGGACAUCAGCGGGUCGCCUGGCCGGGGACGUACACACUGGGUGGGGCAAAGUUCCAUUACAGUCGACCUUACAAUGAGCCUGAGACGUUAGAAGCUGACGGACCAUUGGAGGAGGAACUUGUAUUAGAGAUCUUGGUACAAGAUCACAACCCCGGUAUCCAGUAUGAAUACACGCUGCCAAAGCUCGCUGAGGUUGGAAGUGUAACCGAAUCACUGCACAACUACACAUGGUCCCUCUCUGUGUCAUCUUGUUCCGAGCAGUGUGGCGAAGGUGAGAAAUCGGUAACUGCAAUCUGCCUGAAGGACUUUGAGGUGGAGGUGGACCCUGAUAGCUGUCAAGAAUCUGAGAAACCAGAGACCGGGGUAUUUCCAUGUAACGCUCUGCCGUGCAAACCGAGAUGGGUAACAGAAAGUUGGUCAACGUGUAGCAAAGUAUGCGGUGGGGGGAAACAGAAACGGAGAGUCAGGUGUCGCCAGCGUGUUUCAAAGACAAAGGACAAGAAGUUGAAAAACAAAAACUGUCGGAAUCUGCCUCGGCCAAUCACAAAACAGCGAUGUAAUGAGCAAGAAUGUCCCCCGACUUGGCGGGCUGGAAAAUGGUCAAAGUGUUCGGUGAGCUGCGGAGAAGGCAUGCAGGUCCGUAAGGUACGCUGUCGAAGCAAGGGGAGGAAACAACUGCCAGCCAUCAUGUGUCAGGGCCCGCCCCCUAACAACACCAAAUCAUGUGACAUGGGGGAGUGUCCAGCCUCACAGAAGAAACCACGCCUCCUGGAAAGGCCCUGCAUAGGUGGCGACUGUGGAUACAGGUGGAUAGUGAGCGAAUGGACACGGUGUUCUGCGGAGUGUGGCGGUGGUCAACAGAAGCGUCAGGUUUGGUGCGAGAAUGACAGUCAUGACCAGGUGAAGAAUCGCCACUGUCGGGACAUGGAGAAACCAGAGAGACGGCAGGAGUGUAACGAGAAUAGCUGUCCCGCGGCAUGGCAGACCGGGGGCUGGACGGAGUGCUCUCUAACCUGUGGGCUUGGCUACCAGCAAAGACAAAUCUCGUGUCGUAGUAACUCAACAGAAACCUCUGAAAUCCUCGAGGACAGUCAAUGUCCACAGCCCCCACCCACCUCUCGCAGCACAUGUAAUCUGGGGCCAUGUGAGGUCAUGGAGGAAUAUGACUGGUUGUUGUCGCCAUGGGGACCGUGUUCGCAAUCCUGCGGUCCCGGAUAUAAGUCCCGACACCUGCGAUGUUCGCACGUCAACCACCAUCAUCACCAUAGCGUUGUCAAUGACAACUACUGCCGAAACAUUCCGAAACCAAGUACACCUAUGGUGGAGUCGUGCAAGGUCACAGAAUGUUCGCCUGAACGACGACACCGUCAUGGACCGUAUGGUUACCAGGAAACAUUCUGGUGGAAUGUGACAAAAUGGUCGCAGUGUUCGGUGACGUGCGGUGAGGGGGUCCAGUCCCGGAUCAUCUCGUGUGUAAACAUGCUGGGUCAACCGUCGGAAAGUUGUGAUGUCUCAACACGGCCCGUGGCUACACAGACGUGUAACAGUGGGGAGUGCUUACCAACACCCUUAGGUCAGAAAGCAUGCAUAGACCACUACUCGUGGUGUCACCUUGUUCCCCACCACCAAGUGUGCAAUAACGAACUCUACAGCGAAAAAUGCUGCAAGUCAUGCUCCAUCUUUCUCUAGUACAAGGGGAACAACUCCAUUCAACAUUUUUAUCAUCAGUGGGAAGCAACUCCAAGAUCUUAUUUUAGCUUCUAGCACCAUGUUUGUGAAAAUAGAGCAGAAGCACCGUUACUGUUAAAAUGGUUCAGUAGUGCAGUAGCACUAACUGUGAAAAAUGUGCUGAUACUUGCUAGAACAAAGAACAAUGGACCAUGUGAUGUUUCUAUCUAAAGAGACAGGUCCAAAACAUGCCUCAAAGAAGCAAGUAUGACUUUAAACUUUAAAAAGACAUACAAAUCAAUUACACUUGAGUUAAAAGGUUUCUGGCUUAGCUAUGUGUUUCAUCACCUGAUUUAGUGGUGUGUAGCCUAAGCUGCUAUUGAAGCCAGAGUUACCCCCCUUGUUCACAAAUAUGCCAAUGACACUGAAAGUGCAAUCUGAAGGCAAACUUAUACUCUAAUAUCUACUGGUAGAUAUGGUUGUGAGCUAGUUUGAUACUAAGCUUGAACUGAAAAUGACUAGACUGUGACUUACUUACAUGUGAUGAAAAUUCAAACAUUGAAAGUUGUAUGGGUAGGAUUUUACACAUGCGAUUUUGUGCUUAAAACGCAGCGAGAGAAUUAUGUUACAGAAACUGUUUACUAGUAUUUACUGUCUCAACUAGAAUUUUCUGAGGUGUUCUCUCUGACACCAUUGUUACAUUGUGUUGUUUUAUUAUGUAAUAUGAAACAAAACCGCACUUGAACAUGAAGAUAUGAUACAUAUAUCAAAUCUAACUAGUGAUAAACUGGUUAUAACUGUUAGCUCAUGCUGUUUGAUUGUUAUAAUAUAUGCAUUUAUAAGAUAGUUUCAUAGGUAUAGUCGUUAGUGUAGUUCUAAGUUUAAUAUUAUAGAUUUAAUAUAUUCUUUUGGCCAGUCAACAUUUAAGCAAAAAUUGAUUGAUGUGUUGUAUUUUUCUUCUCUGUAAUUUAAGCAAUGAAAUAGAUGAUAUAUGAAUAGAUUAUAGGGAUAAGGCUAUGAUUACAAAUACUUUGUUUGUCUUAACUGAGCCCACAGUUCAAAAAAAAUCAUUUUUUUUAAAAUAAUAAUAUGACCAGCAUAGAGGCUAAGAGAACGUUCUGGUCAGAGGUAUUUCUUUGAUAUGAUUGGCUUAGGCCAAACAAACUAUUUAUUAAUGGUGGCUUUACAUAUAAAUUAUUGCUGCAUUGUGAAGUUGAUAUAAAUGAUUACCUCCCUUUUCACUAGAUUAUUUGCAAACAUGAUUGCAAAGAGCCCUAAUAUAAGUACAUGUAUUUCGCUCCUUGAAAAUUGUUGAAUGAGCUUAUAGUUCAGUUUGUCAUACAAAGUGUUUUUGCCCAAUUUUCUAUGUGUUUAAUGAUGAUGGUUGUUGACACUUCAAUGCCGUGGUGUAUUGUUUAUUUGUAUAUAAAUGUUAUCUGUUAUUUUUGUGAAUAUUGAUUAUUGUUGUUUACUGUACUGUACAUUUUUGUCUGAUAACACAUUUCUAACGAACAAAUAUGACAACAGAUAUUUUGAAGUUCUUUAUCUGUAGCUGUGAAUCGCUAUUGGGUCUAGGUUUGUGCGAUAAUCUCUAAAAACAAUUAAUAACUAAUUAGUACUAAUAACGAGGGGUUAAUUCACAUGCUUACAGCAUGUCAGCAGGUUUGACAAAGUCUUUUUUUAAGACCUUUGAUGGUAAUUAACAUACAUAUAUUCCAGUAUCUUUAAAAACUAACUAUAAUAACAAAUGUAAAUACCAACGAGGCCAGGCCAGUUUAAAUGCAACUCAAGUUAUAUUGCAGACAAUAUCAAAUUAUUUUUCAAAACGAUUAGUUAAAUUUUAGUCUGUAGUAGUUUUCAUAGUCUUUUUUCAUACCGGGUUUUUCCCUAUUUACUUUAUAAUCUUAUCAUAACAAAUCUUUUUCAGUUCGAAUUGUAUUAAUAUCAGAGAUCAAAAUCUUUGGAAAAUGUCCAUUUUUAGUACAUUGAAUGCUCCACCCAAUUUAGCAACUUGAGUUAAAUGUCCCUUUAUUUUUUGGAUUAAAAUCAACACGACUGGAUUCAUUUAUUGGGCAAUUUAAUAAAUAUAUUUUACCGUAGUUAAAUAUAAGCAUUUGCUCCCAUUCCCUUCCACUUGAUUUUAAAACAUGAGCUAUAACAUCUUCAUUGAUUGGCCUAGUCUAGUGACAGAUGACGGCAUGUAUCAGCUGUUGUGUCUCCAUGGUUGAAGGGUCCCCAAGUUGUUUCGACUUCUGUCUCAGGCAGUGUCAUAAUGCAUUUCCAUAAUGUUACCAUACAUGUCCCAAUGGAACUGCAGGGUACAUGUUGUUUAACCAUUGCAUGUUAAUUUUGAACCAAACAUUUGUUGUUUACACUAUCAGUGUUAUUUUGCCUACAGUUGUGCACUAGGGUACCAGCUUAUAUCAAAGACAUCAGCAGGUGCCCUGUCAACAAAAUGGCAGCCAAUAUGAUGUUUAUUACAAGAUAAUAAGCUGAUUUUUUGUAUACAUUUUGAGUCCUGUUAACAAUUGUUAAUGACGAACAAUUGGACAAAACACCCACAAAUUGACUACCCUGUGUGUCUAUUAGGGCAUGCACGUCUAAAAGGACAUAUACGGCAAAUGCAAUACUGUUAUAGAUUCUUUAAUCUUGUCUAAGAAUGUCUUAGGAGUCAAGACACUAUUGUGUCUAGCCCAUUUCUGAUUGUUCUUCAAAUAGUUCUUGCAUGCAUUGGUAGGAGAUUCACAGACGGCAUUGUUGCAGUGUUUGUCGACCUAAACAAUGUAAAUUCUAUGGCUGCACUGUGUGUUGCCAACUAUUUUGCAAUACGAUUAUUAUUUAUGCAUGCUGUUGGGUAUUCCCAGUGCAUAUUAUUUUGCGCAGCAUUUUCUUUUAAAUUGUGCACCUGGCUUAGAGAAUUAAUUUGUAAAAAAAUGCAAUUGUUACGUUUAAUAUUAGCAUAAAAUGCCGAAGUUAAUGUUUGGUCUUUGACUUUAUACUGGAUUGCUAUUCUUUUGUAGUAAAACAUCAAUAUUGGGCCGAUUGUUUACAACUGAUUAAUGUGAACAUGAUUAACGACAUUGUUGUUAACAUUUAAACAUCAAAUAGUAAGUGAUGUGCUCAAAUAUUUAAAUAAAACAAACUGAAGCUGAAACACCUGUCGUAAAGCUUGUUAAGAAAUUCUGCAAAUUACAAGUGUUAAAUUAAACUUUCAGAGAAGUACAAAUUUGAAAGUUAACAAAAAUGGCGUUAACAGCAUUUUUAACUUUAAAACAGUUCUGAACAAUUGGUCUAUUGUUUGUUAUGUCUUAAAUUUAGUUAACAUUCCUCUGGUUUUGAAUAGUGCUGUUCCAUCUGAUUCAAAUUUUGUACGUUCUGUAUACUUUUACAGUUUCUGUUAGCAGUACUGUACUAUAAACUUAUCAGUCCAAUAUAUAUUUAUUGCAAGUCUGGGAAUAUGGUCAGUUAUGUUCUAAUUGUAUUUUUUGUAGAAAGAAAUGCUUGGUUUAUAACAAAAAAUCAAUUGGUAAUUACCUAAAUUAUGAUUUCAUUUGGAAUGUCCAUUCUACAAAUGGGCCACAAGUUAAGAUGGAUCUUCAAUAUUGUUUUUAAUUGUCCUACCUGAUUUCUACAGUUUUCUAGUUAGGGGUUUUCUUAUAGUUUUCAGUAAAACUGGUUAAAAUAUUCAUCUUAACGAUAAUAAUAAACUCAUAUGUAACAAGUCCCAUUACCAAAUUUAAGGAUAGCUUAUACACCGAGUGAAAAAAGGGUAAAAACAGUCAGGUAAAAGCAAAUUUCAUUUCCAAAAUUUGAAUAUCAAGGUCUUUCUGAAAUCAGCUUGAAGUUUACUUGGAAAAAAAUGUCAAAAACUUAAUACGAUCUGUAGAAGGUGGCAAUAAUUUUGAUCAUUUUCUAUUCAACAACCAGAUACUAUCUUCUGUAAAAUUUGGUAAUUUGGGUUAUUGCCCCUUUUUAA
Molecule: messenger RNA, 8854 nt
Organism: Mya arenaria
Lineage: Eukaryota; Metazoa; Mollusca; Bivalvia; Myida; Myidae
Product: A disintegrin and metalloproteinase with thrombospondin motifs 18-like
Exons: 25
Coding region: 787-4899 (1370 amino acids)
Biological process (GO): proteolysis; extracellular matrix organization
Cellular component (GO): extracellular matrix
Molecular function (GO): metalloendopeptidase activity
Source: RefSeq, a predicted model, not a curated record